AUGCCAUUCCUACAGCGCUCCAGCUCAAAGCGCGCAAAUCGUCGCGGGAGCUUGGACGACCGCGCGAAGACGGAGAAGAAGGCCAGUGAAUCGGCCACUGCCAACCCACCUGGAUUCAACGAUUCAAUGAAUGAUGCGAUGCACGCAUGCCAAUGCAGCACCAUGGACCGGCCCAAGUCCGCAAGUGCUGAGAGGCGACGGCUGCAGCGCAGUCGUCCACCGAUGCAUUCCCAUACCAGGACAUCCAACGAUUCAAGUCCGCUGCCUAAAUGCAGCAGGGACUUGGAACAGCAAGUGAGGACCAUUGACUACACUGCUGGACCGGACAUAUUUUCCUUCCCGACACCCUCACCUCGCAUGCCGCCCCACAGCGCAACGAUCAAUCGACGCCACUAUAUGACAGGCUUGCAUCCAAUGUCGCCUGGUAUCGACUCGCCUCAAGUCCAGUCACCGGCUGAGACACCUCACAUCGGAAUCGCACUUGGAUCUCCGUCGGAAGCGCCCCCAACGUGGGGCAGAUCACAUACUCACGACGCGGUCCCGUCUAGAAGGACUGCUGGGCUACCACCUUCUCGAUCGCCGCCACCCAUACCACAGCCGCUGAGAACAGAUACUAUGAUUUCUCUGCCGAAACAGAAGAAGAUCUCGAGUUGGAAAACAUUCAGCAGCCUCUUUCGCAGCAAGACUACCUCUGAGCCUUCUCAUAAAUUCAGGACUCAGCCUCCAGCAGAUGCUGAGCCAGCCAACCGUGAUGUGCCACUGGCAGAGCUGGAAGCAGAUCCCGGGCCAACAGCCAGAUCACAGACACCUCUGUCUUGCUUGUUUGCGCCGAGUCCUGGUAUGCCAAAGCGUCGGGACUCACUCGACGAGGCACAAAGCAGAGCUCCUAGACACGAGCAAAUGUUUGAUGCUGGCCAUCGCACUUCGGCUGUACCGAGGGGCCUUGCUCUGCGAGCCAAGGGAAGCACUCCAAACGCAUCUCCGAAAGUGAGAUCGCACGGAGUGUGGCGCGUAUCUCAAGAUGCGUUCGGCCGUGCUGAGCGAUGCGAUGACGAGCCUAUGCUUAACGACGAGGCCCGCGACCAAGUUUCGGAGCCGGCACUACCGACCCCUCGACUUGACCUUGACUUGCCUGGAGUGGAGUUUCCGCGAUUUAGUAUCAUGUUUGAGAAACAGCUGUCUCUCAACUCGAGGCCCUCGAUCUUGGAGAGGAGACAAAGCAGACUGCAAAGAUCCCAAUCGCAAAAAGGAGGAGAAUGCGAAGAGGGUCUUCAGGUUCAUACUCAUGGCGGCGGAAUCUUGCGCAGCAUGACUUCCCCAUCUUUCAAGCGUCCGCUUUCAAUUCUCGUGAAAGCAGAGCAAGCAGCGAGAGACGAGCCAGCGACAGCACUACAAAGGAUGCGGUUGCCUAUGCGUUCAGUGACGGCGCCAGUGGGAACCACCUCGCCUAUCGCGGCUGCAUUCAUGCAACCACGCCAAGGUACGCACUUGAGCAGCUCACCCGAGUCUCAAGGCUCUGCAUUCUACAGCGAAAAUUCCCUUCCACCGACGCCUACAACGGCCACGACUUGCACAGACACUGAAUCUGCUCGACGCAUGCUCGUCGAUGCCGAACCAUUCUGGAAGCCUCCAGCUGUGAUGCGAAGCUUUUCUCACCCUGCCCAUGCGAACAUCGAUCAUGCCUUCGCCAACGAGGAUGAGCAAGCAAUGAGCUACCGCGAUGAUGAGUCAUAUCCUCGUGUCAAGUCACCGGAAGAUCUCGAGCGACAGAUGGUGCAGGUGAGCGUCGCGCGGCAGGUCAGUGUCAGUCGCGCCAGGACCCGGGUGAUGAAAGCUAUGGAAGGCAGCGCAAGACCAGCCGCAGUUCCUUUACGGCCACGAAUUAUCGAAUUCUCCAAGAAUCGCAAGUCCGCUGCAGGAGUACUUGAGGAUGCUUCAGCGGAUUGCGAAGAUGUCAUGCCCGAAAAUGCUGCUGCGCAUUCGCGAGCGGCAAGCUUGGCAUUCGAGGAAGCGAAACGAAGAAGCGUUGUGAGCACAAAAAGUGCUAAGAGCAUUAUGGAGCAGGAUGUGCCUGAAGUUCCCAGUCUCAAGCAAGACACAGACAACAAGAACCCGGUCAUUAUGACAGCGGAUGAGGCCUACUAGUCAGGGAAUUCAG
Messenger RNA from Cercospora beticola, 2158 nucleotides. RefSeq lists its product as uncharacterized. Lineage: Eukaryota; Fungi; Ascomycota; Dothideomycetes; Mycosphaerellales; Mycosphaerellaceae. The record is from RefSeq and is a predicted model, not a curated record.